Molecule: messenger RNA, 1205 nt
Organism: Carya illinoinensis
Lineage: Eukaryota; Viridiplantae; Streptophyta; Magnoliopsida; Fagales; Juglandaceae
Product: vesicle-associated membrane protein 711-like
Exons: 4
Coding region: 317-976 (219 amino acids)
Biological process (GO): vesicle-mediated transport
Cellular component (GO): membrane
Source: RefSeq, a predicted model, not a curated record
GUCGUCGAGCCUGUGGGAACAAUGGAGUAAAAGAGAAAAACCUUUUUCAGUUCUACAAUCGCAUUUAGAGGGGUAGGGGGUUUUGAAAGUUGAAACUUGAGAGAGCAACAGAGAGGGAAGGGAGAGAGUCUUAGACGUAUUCCCGCCUCUUUUGCGAGAGAGAAAAAUAAAUUCGAGGAACAGAAUCUUGUAGUUGAUCUCUAGCUUCGGCAAUUUUUAUUUGUUACUACGAAUGUUUUGUAGAGGGGCUCGAAUCUUGAUUUCUAAAAGACAGGAAAUUUUGUAGUGAGAGAGGGAGAGAGAUCUGUGGUGGACGAUGGCAAUCCUCUACGCUGUGGUGGCACGGGGAUCGGUGCUUCUGGCCGAGUUCAGUGCCACCUCGACCAACGCGAGCGCCAUCGCGCGGCAGAUUCUCGAGAAGAUACCCGGGAACACCGACACCCACGUCUCCUAUUCUCAGGACCGUUACAUCUUCCACGUCAAGCGCACCGACGGCCUCACCGUCCUCUGUAUGGCCGACGAGAACGCCGGAAGGAGAAUCCCAUUUGCGUUUCUCGAAGACAUUCAUCAGAGAUUUGUGAGGACUUACGGGCGUGCAGUUCAUUCUGCCCAUGCUUAUGGCAUGAAUGAUGAAUUCUCAAGGGUUUUGAGCCAGCAAAUGGAAUACUACUCGAACGACCCAAAUGCUGAUAGGAUAAAUCGACUAAAAGGUGAAAUGAGUCAGGUGCGAAACGUCAUGAUAGAGAAUAUUGACAAAGUUCUCGAGAGAGGCGACCGUCUGGAAUUGCUGGUUGACAAAACUGCAAACAUGCAAGGAAACACCUUCCGCUUCAGAAAGCAAGCUCGUCGUUUUAAAAGCACGGUGUGGUGGAGAAACGUCAAGCUCACCGCUGCACUGGUACUCUUGCUGCUGGUGAUUGUUUAUGUUGUACUGGCUUUCGUCUGCCAUGGUCUCACCCUUCCUUCCUGCCUUUAGUGAGGUUGUAAGGGUGGCAUGGACUGAGAUUUGUAUGUGCUUCUAGUUUUCGCCCCGUCUGCUUUUUUGGGUUGCGGUAUAUGGGUUCCGGUACUCACCCGUCAGCACGAGUGCCCUUUUCGUAUUACUCAUAGUAGUCGAAGCGAUUCACGUUUGUAUUUCUUUUGAAGCCACGGAUUGAUGAGUUAAGAUUUAUAAAUUGGAGACCAUCUGGCUUUCAGGUGCAGAA